Molecule: messenger RNA, 10470 nt
Organism: Coregonus sp. 'balchen'
Lineage: Eukaryota; Metazoa; Chordata; Actinopteri; Salmoniformes; Salmonidae
Source: the annotation of a GenBank genome assembly
AUGAAUGUAGUGUGAUGUUGGCCAGCUGUUUCUGGGAUGCCGUCUCUCUCUUCCUGUGGACAGAUAGAACCACAAUCACAGCUCUGUUUUCAGGGAGAGAACAAAUGUUCCAAUCCAAAAGUACUACGACUUUGGACCCCCUUCUCCUCAACGGAGGGCACUUUGUCCAGAGUACUUUCCUUGGCUCAUGGCAAUGUAAUGUAAUGACUGUGUUUCUGUGUUGCUGAACCUAUGACCUUUUUGUGUUUUCAGAAGGAUUCUCCAGUCAAGCCGUCGGUGGUCGAGCUGGCUGGGAGGUUCAAAGGUCACGUCAUACCGACGCCCACUGCACAUGACGAGGUGAAGUUCCUAAAUAGCAUCUCAUUCUAGUUCUGUGGUAAAGUCGCCAUGUCUCCUCUGCCUCCCAUGUUGAUGGUUAACUCACUGGUUGGUCCUAAUAGAGGUAUAGACUAGUGUUGCAUUUGGUAUACCCAAACUUGCUUUACUUUCUGUAUUUUUUUAUCAAAAUGUGUCUCACGUCGUCUCACUGAUUGAGAGCGGAUCAGGUCCGUCUACCAGCGCAGCCGAGGUCCCCUGAUAGCGUGAGAGCUCCGUGCCGGCUCCGCUUACUCACUGCUGGCUCCGCUUACUCACUGCUGGCUCCGCUUACUCACUGCUGGCUCCGCUUACUCACUGCUGGCUCCGCUUACUCACUGCUGGCUCCGCUUACUCACUGCCGGCUCCGCUUACUCACUGCUGGCUCCGCUUACUCACUGCCUGCUCCGCUUACUCACUGCCUGCUCCGCUUACUCACUGCUGGCUCCGCUUACUCACUGCCGGCUCCGCUUACUCACUGCUGGCUCCGCUUACUCACUGCCGGCUCCGCUUACUCACUGCUGGCUCCGCUUACUCACUGCUGGCUCCAGUCUGUCCUGAGGAACCACUGCACUCACUGGGAGUCUGGUCCGCAUCAUGUUAACUCCCCACUCACUGGGAGUCUGGUCCGCAUCAUGUUACCUCCUCACUCACUGGGAGUCUGGUCCGCAUCAUGUUAUCUCCUCACUCACUGGGAGUCUGGUCCGCAUCAUGUUAUCUCCUCACUCACUGGGAGUCUGGUCCGCAUCAUGUUGGCUCCCCACUCACUGGGAGUCUGGUCCGCAUCAUGUUGGCUCCUCACUCACUGGGAGUCUGGUCCGCAUCAUGUUAACUCCUCACUCACUGGGAGUCUGGUCUGCAUCAUGUUGGCUCCCCACUCACUGGGAGUCUGGUCCGCAUCAUGUUAUCUCCUCACUCACUGGGAGUCUGGUCUGCAUCACGUUAUCUCCCCACUCACUGGGGAGUCUGGUCCGCAUCAUGUUAGCUCCCCACUCACUGGGAGGUCUGGUCCGCAUCAUGUUGGCUCCCCACUCACUGGGAGUCUGGUCCGCAUCAUGUUGGCUCCCCACUCACUGGGAGUCUGGUCCGCAUCAUGUUGGCUCCCCACUCACUGGGAGUCUGGUCUGCAUCAUGUUAUCUCCUCACUCACUGGGAGUCUGGUCCGCAUCAUGUUGGCUCCUCACUCACUGGGAGUCUGGUCCGCAUCAUGUUAACUCCUCACUCACUGGGAGUCUGGUCUGCAUCAUGUUGGCUCCCCACUCACUGGGAGUCUGGUCCGCAUCAUGUUAUCUCCUCACUCACUGGGAGUCUGGUCUGCAUCACGUUAUCUCCCCACUCACUGGGAGUCUGGUCCGCAUCAUGUUAGCUCCCCACUCACUGGGAGUCUGGUCCGCAUCAUGUUGGCUCCCCACUCACUGGGAGUCUGGUCCGCAUCAUGUUGGCUCCCCACUCACUGGGAGUCUGGUCCGCAUCAUGUUGGCUCCCCACUCACUGGGAGUCUGGUCCGCAUCAUGUUGGCUCCCCACUCACUGGGAGUCUGGUCCGCAUCAUGUUGGCUCCCCACUCACUGGGAGUCUGGUCUGCAUCAUGUUGGCUCCCCACUCACUGGGAGUCUGGUCUGCAUCAUGUUAUCUCCUCACUCACUGGGAGUCUGGUCUGCAUCACGUUGGCUCCCCACUCAUGCUGCACAGAAGUUAACACACUUGAAUAGUGCAACACGGCAUGUAGAAAUGUUGCAACUGUUAAUUUCUGUACGCUAGAACACUUUACAAUGCAAGAACAAAAGAUAGCAGUAGCUUCCAGCUUUGUAGGCUAACUUUCCUUGCCAGCUUACGGCUUAAGCUAACAUCAGUUCACCACCCUAGUACUUUGUAUGUGAUAAUAUGCAAACCAUAACGCAAAGUAUGCUGAUUUCAAAGCUGCUGAUUGCCACCAAAAACGAUACAGUCAUUGCCAAAAACGUUAUUAAUUCACAACCACCGAAUUGCCUCAGUCACAUCUCUCUUUAAGAGACAGCGUACACUUUUAUAAAAAAAAGUUGUUGAUCAGUACAGUAAAUUUAAGUCCCAAAUGGAAAGGAAACAGAUUUGUUUUUCAUCUGUAGCCCCAUGAAAUCAGCCCACACAAGCUCAAUAACUCAAUGCAUGCACACACUCCUAUUGAAUAUGCGUCCACCUGUAUUUUGUAUAAGCCUAGGCUACAUCUUGAUUUACCCAGUUUAUCAAUAGAGAUUUACCAUUCAAAUAAAUUAUUACCAAUAAUGUUGUGUAGUUAGAUUGGUCAGAUUGAUUGUAUAAUUGAUUAAUUAAUGCUUACAUGGCUGUCUCUGAAGAAUUGUCAUCAAACAUUUCAAAUGUAAUGAUAUUGAACUCAAAAGAUUUGUCUGGAUCAAGUGCCAUUCUAUGACUUUGGCUAAUGCACCUUCUCUUUUUCCUGUGGUAUUGUUUUAGUAUGGAGUAUUGUGAUGAUGGUAUGGAGUAUUGUGAUGGUAUGGAGUAUUGUGAUACUAAUCCUGGUAUCGUGACAACACUAGUAUAGAAGUUACCAAUGCCUGUAUUUAUAUCUGAAUACCUGUAUCUGAAUGCCUGUAUUUAUAUCGGAAUACCUGAAGUUGUAUCUGAAUACCUGUAUUUAUAUCGGAAUACCUGAAGUUGUAUCUGAAUACCUGAAGUUGUAUCUGAAUACCUGUAUUUAUAUCUGAAUACCUGAAGUUGUAUCUGAAUACCUGAAGUUGUAUCUGAAUACCUGAAGUUGUAUCUGAAUACCUGAAGUUGUAUCUGAAUACCUGAAGUUGUAUCUGAAUACCUGAAGUUGUAUCUGAAUACCUGAAGUUGUAUCUGAAUACCUGUAGUUGUAUCUGAAUACCUGUAUUUGUAUGUGAUUAACUAUUCUCUCAUUGUGUUGCAGAGGAAGCCUGUCAGACGGAGACCUCCUCCGUGCUCCCUGCAGCUUCACAACAUGAAACAUGACCAUGGGGAACUGGAGGUAGAAGUCAUUAUGUUUCUGUUUUAGAAAAUGCUGAUUUGGCUACGAGGAAAUUCCCCUCUUAGUAAAUGUCCAGUCUUUUAAACCAAGGCCGGAAAUGACCUUUAAAAUGUCAAGCGCGCCUGAUUGAUGUUUUGGUCUGUUAGUUGUCCUCUUUCUGGGGAUUGCGUUCAAGUGGUCUGUCUCAGUCACUAUCUUGGUCUUAUAGUGACAACCGUCUCUGUUAACUCUUUGGUGUCUGUCGUGUCCAUAGAAACCCAGCAUCGUCUCUCCACAACCCCCCAAAGUCAAGCUGAAGACUUCCAAGAGCUCCCCCCUCAUCGAGAAGCUGCAGGUCAGUGUAUCCCUGUCUGUGUGUUGCUGUCCAAGUCUUGGCCUAGCUGCUCUCAGAUCUGACAAUGAUAUAGUUUGAGAAGUUGACUGAAAGAUCUGGUGCCAGGCAAGGGCAGAAAGCUUUUGUUUGCACUUUCAAAUCACUCCUACAGAAUUGUUUUUCAAUGUGCCUCAAAACAAAGUGAAACCUUUUAGUAGAUGUUGUAGCAGGAAACAACCUCAGAAAACAACCUCUGUCUGACACAGAGGCCAGUAGAAGUGCUGUAGAGAUCUCUGUCUGACACAGAGGCCAGUAGAGGUGCUGUAGAGAUCUCUGUCUGACACAGAGGCCAGUAGAGGUGCUGUAGAUCUCUGUCUGACACAGAGGCCAGUAGAGGACUGUAAAUCUUCUGUUGACACAGGGCCAGUGAGUGCUGUAGAGAUCUCUGUUACAAAGGCCAGAGAGGUGCUGUUAGGAUCUCUGUGACACGAGGCAUAGAGGUGCUGUAGAGAUACUCUGUCUGACAAGUAGGCCAUAGGGUUGAGAGUCUCUGUUCGACACAAGAGCCGUAGAGGUGCUGUAGAAUAUUGGUCUGAACAAGAGCAGUAGAGUGCUUGAGAUCUUGUCUGGACACAGAGCAGUAAAGGUUUGUGUCAGAUCUCUGUCUGACAACAAGGCCAGUAAGGUCUGUAAAUCUCUUCUGAACAGCCAGUGAGGUGCUGUAGAGAUCUACUGCUACACAGAGGCACAGUAGAGUGGGUUAGAAUCUCUUUGGACACAUAGUUGAGAGAGGUAGGAAUGACAUCUGUCUGACAAGAGCCUAGAAGUUCUGUAGGAUCUCUGUCUGACAACAGAGGCCAUAGAGGUGCUGUAGAGAUCCUGUCUACCAGAGCCGUGAAUUGCUUGAUAAACUUAAAACCACAGAAGAAAAAAAUUUUUUGUCCCUAUUUCUGCUAAUGUAUAAACGGAUACUGUUCGUUUACUGUAGGAGCAAGAUAAUUACAUCUAUGAUGGGUUGGUUGUUUCGCAAACAAACCGAGCGUGUGCAAUGGGCAAACGACAGGGUUGCUAGAUUUGGAACUGUAAAUAUUUGUUCAGUGUUAUUGAACAAAUACAUGUAAAAUGACACUGUUUAUCUCCAAUACUGUACAUGUUCAGUGGUGGGUGAUUGGCCUAUUAGCAUAGACAUGACAUCAGUCAAAACACCUCAAAGACAUGGUAUCAAGAAACAAAUUAAAACUAGCUGAAACGAGCCACCGUUGUCAGCCAACCUGUCUAUAUUGUUGUAGUGUAACCAAGGCAACAGCAAGCUUAGAUACCAGCAUACAGCUGUACUGUCACGUUAGUAGGCUGGCAGUGUUUUGCUGUGGCUUUUAUUUCUGACACCAAUCCGCCACCUAGUGGUAUGUAGAUGUCAGUUAAUGAAUAUCCCCGUCCGUGUGAGUGGUGGGGGAAGGGCCCAAUCCCUGAACACUCUCCAAUCGGCUGACAUUGAUGAGCUAAUGAGCUCAAGGACAGAGAGAGAGUGAGAGUGAGAGAGAGAGAGAGAGACUGAGACAGAGAGAGACAGAGAGGCCAUUCUCUGACAGGCUGGCAGGCAGCUUUACUUCACUGUAGUCUCUCUGACUCCCUCGGCUCGGCUCGGACAGAAGCCAUGGGACAGAAUGGUUGUCGCUUCUCUCUCUUCUUCUUCUCCCCCGUCCAGGUAGGAAAGAACAGAAUCCCUCCUCCAUCACUAGGAUGUUAGAGGGAGGUUGUGUUCUGUAGGGUGGCUCAGUGCUGGUCCGUAGGUAGUCAGGACUGGGUCGUAGUUGUGUUGCGUCAGGUGUGUACUGUGUUGAAUAGAGGAGGGCACUUCAGGAUACUGAAGCAGGACAAGGACAGUAAUCUCUCUCUCUCUCUCUCUCUCUCUCUCUCUCUCUCUCUCUCUCUCUCUCUCUCUCUCUCUCUCUCUGUCUCGCUCUCUGUCCUGUUCUAUGACGCAGGUACAAAUCUGCUUGGUGCCUACACAGCUUUUCUGGGGGAAUAGGAGGAGUGGGUCAGUGUCUUUGUGAAUAGGAGGAGUGGGUCAGUGUCUUUGUGGAUAGAGGAGUGGGUCAGUGUCUUUGUGAAUAGGAGUGGGUCAGUGUCUUUGUGAAUAGGAGGAGUGGGGUCAGUGUCUUUGUGAAUAGGAGGAGUGGGUCAGUGUCUUUGUGAAUAGGAGGAGUGGGUCAGUGUCUUUGUGAAUAGGAGGAGUGGGUCAGUGUCUUUGUGAAUAGAGGAGUGGGUCAGUGUCUUUGUGAAUAGGAGGAGUGGGUCAGUGUCUUUGUGAAUAGGAGGAGUGGGUCAGUGUCUUUGUGAAUAGGAGGAGUGGGUCAGUGUCUUUGUGAAUAGGAGGAGUGGGUCAGUGUCUUUGUGAAUAGGAGUGGGUCAGUGUCUUUGAAUAGAGGAGUAGGUCAGUGUCUUUGUGAAUAGGAGGAGUGGGUCAGUGUCUUUGUGAAUAGGAGGAGUGGGUCAGUGUCUUUGUGAAUAGGAGGAGUGGGUCAGUGUCUUUGUGAUAGGAGUGGGUCAGUGUCUUUGAAUAGAGGAGUAGGUCAGUGUCUUUGUGAAUAGGAGGAGUGGGUCAGUGUCUUUGUGAAUAGAGGAGUGGGUCAGUGUCUUUGUGAAUAGGAGGAGUGGGUCAGUGUCUUUGUGAAUAGGAGGAGUGGGUCAGUGUCUUUGUGAAUAGGAGGAGUGGGUCAGUGUCCUUUGUGAAUAGGAGGAGUGGGUCAGUGUCUUUGAUAGAUAGUAGGAGUAGGUGUCUUUGUGAAUAGGAGGAGUGGGUCAGUGUCUUUGUGAAUAGGAGGAGUGGGUCAGUGUCUUUGUGAAUAGGAGGAGUGGGUCAGUGUCUUUGUGAAUAGGAGGAGUGGGGUCAGUGUCUUUGUGAAUAGGAGGAGUGGGUCAGUGUCUUUGUGAAUAGGAGGAGUGGGUCAGUGUCUUUGUGAAUAGGAGUGGGUCAGUGUCUUUGUGAAUAGAGGAGUGGGUCAGUGUCUUUGUGAAUAGGAGGAGUGGGUCAGUGUCUUUGUGAAUAGGAGGAAUGGGUCAGUGUCUUUGUGAAUAGGAGGAGUGGGUCAGUGUCUUUGUGAAUAGGAGGAGUGGGUCAGUGUCUUUGUGAAUAGAGGAGUGGGUCAGUGUCUUUGUGGAUAGAGGAGUGGGUCAGUGUCUUUGUGAAUAGGUGGAGUGGGUUAGUGUCUUUGUGAAUAGGAGGAGUGGGUCAGUGUCUUUGUGAAUAGGAGGAGUGGGUCAGUGUCUUUGUGAAUAGACGAGUGGGUCAGUGUCUUUGUGAAUAGGAGGAGUGGGUCAGUGUCUUUGUGAAUAGGAGGAGUGGGUCAGUGUCUUUGUGAACAGGAGGAGUGGGUCAGUGUCUUUGUGAAUAGAGGAGUGGGUCAGUGUCUUUGUGAAUAGGAGGAGUGGGUCAGUGUCUUUGUGAAUAGGAGGAGUGGGUCAUUGAGCUAUUAACAGAUUUUGGUUUGUCUAUUUUGUCGCCUGUGUUAGUGAAGUCGUCAUGUGUCUCUCUUUCUUAAGCAGUUGUCUGUGGGCUUUGAUGGAUGGGAUCUGGAAGCCUAUGUCAUGUGUGUACAGUUGAAGUCGGAAGUUUACGUACACUUAGGUUGGAGUCAUUAAAACUCGUUUUCAACUACUCCACAAAUUUCUUGUUAACAAAGUAUAGUUUUGGCAAGUCGGUUAGGACAUCUACUUUGUGCAUGGCACAAGUCAUUUUUCCAACAAUUGUUUACAGACACAUUAUUUCACUUAUAAUUCACUGUAUCACAAUUCCAGUGGGUCAGAAGUUUACAUACACUAAGUUGACUGUGCCUUUAAACAGCUUGGAAGAUUCCAGAAAAUGAUGUCAUGGCUUUAGAAGCUUCUGAUAGGCUAAUUGACAUCAUUUGAGUCAAUUGGAGGUGUACCUGUGGAUGUAUUUCAAAGGCCUACCUUCAAACUCAAAUAUUGUAGACCUCCACAAGACUGGUUCAUCCUUGGGAGCAAUUUCCAAAUGCCUGAAGGUACCACGUUCAUCUGUACAAACAAUAGUACGCAAGUAUAAACACCAUGGGACCACGCAGCCGUCAUACUGCUCAGGAAGGAGACGCGUUCUGUCUCCUAGAGAUGAACGUACUUUGGUGCGAAAAGUGCAAAUCAAUCCCAGAACAACAGCAAAGGACCUUGUGAAGAUGCUGGAGGAAACAGUUACAAAAGUAUCUAUAUCCACAGUAAAACAAGUCCUAUAUCGACAUAACCUGAAAGGCCGCUCAGCAAGGAAGAAGCCACUGCUCCAAAACCGCCAUAAAAAAAGCCAGACUACGGUUUGCAACUGCACAUGGGGACAAAGAUCGUACUUUUUGGAGAAAUGUCUUCUGGUCUGAUGAAAGAAAAACAGAACUGUUUGGCCAUAAUGACCAUCGUUAUGUUUGGAGGAAAAAGGGGAAGGCUUGCAAGCUGAAGAACACCAUCCCAACCGUGAAGCACGGGGGUGGCAGCACCAUGCUGUGGGGGUGCUUUGCUGCAGGAGGGACUGGUGCACUUCACAAAAUAGAUGGCAUCAUGAGGAAGGAAAAUUAUGUGGAUAUAUUGAAGCAACAUCUCAAGACAUCAGUCAGGAAGUUAAAGCUUGGUCGCAAAUGGGUCUUCCAAAUGGACAAUGACCCCAAGCAUACUUCCAAAGUUGUGGCAAAAUGGCUUAAGGACAACAAAGUCAAGGUAUUGGAGUGGCCAUCACAAAGCCCUGACGUCAAUCCUAUAGAAAAUUGUGGGCAGAACUGAAAAAGCAUUUGUGCGAGCAAGGAGGCCUACAAACCUGACUCAGUUACACCAGCUCUGUCAGGAGGAAUGGGCCAAAAUUCACCCAACUUAUUGUGGGAAGCUUGUGGAAGGCUACCAAAAACGUUUGACCCAAGUUAAACAAUUUAAAGGCAAUGUUCUGACCCACUGGGAAUGUGAUGAAAUAAAUAAAAGCUGAAAUAAAUCAUUCUCUCUACUAUUAUUCUGACAUUUCACAUUCUUAAAAUAGAGUGGUGAUCCUAACUGACCUAAGACAGGGAAUUUUUACUAGAAUGAAAUGUCAGGAAUUGUGACAAACUGAGUUUAAAUGUAUUUGGCUAAGGUGUAUGUAAACUUCCGACUUCAACUGUACAUGUACCUCAUAGUUCUGCUUUUAAAACUUCGUACCAGAAUCAAGCUCUUCUGUCUCUCUCUCUUCUGGCCUAUGUAGCAUUGUUGCUCAUAGUCUAGCUGCCUGUCUUUUAUAACCUUUAGUGGAUAGGGGUCUAGAUUCAACCAAAAGGUGAACUUUCAUCUGUAGCCCCUGGGCAGGUAGUUAAAAACCCGUCAUGGUGAGACUGCAAGAUCAUCGGCGCUGACCUCUCUCUCUUUCUCUAACCUAUCCUAUCUCCCCUCCCUCUCUCUCUCUCUCUUUCUCUCUCUCUCCAACUCCAGGCAAACCUAGCCCUGUCGCCCACCUCUCUGCUGCCCUCGCCCAAGAGUCCCGAGGUGAAGCUGGCGCCGACGCCCAUCUCCCCCACAACCCCUUGCUUCUCUCCCACAACCCCUUGCAGCCCCCUCAGCCCCACCCUGAGGCCCCAACUGUCCAGUGAGGAGGAGGAGCCGGUAAGCUUCGAGAGGCCGGCGGAGGGCCCCCCACUAUCCAGCUUUAACAAGGUAGGGAUUCUAGUGAUGAACAUUGUGUAUUAUACACUGAGUGUACAAAACAUUAAGAACACCUUCCUAAUAGACUCCCAAGUGGUGCAGUGGUCUAAGGCACUGCAUCGCAGUGCUAGCUGUGCCACUAGAGAUCCUGGUUAGAGUCCAGGCUCUGUCGCAGCCGGCCGCAACCGGGAGACCCAUGGGCGGCGCACAAUUGGUCCAGCGUCGGCCAAGGUAGGGGAUAUUGUCCCUAUACGAUAUAUCACAGAUCUGACGAGAGGCCGUUAGACGGCACCAAUAAGUCUGUCUGGAGAUAAUUUUUUGGCUAGGUGUACUGAACCUAUCAUACAUGUAGGUUCAGGGUAGGUUUCUUAGAGGGCAGGCAGGUAGCCUGUCUGUUAGAGCGUUGGGCCUUUAACCGAAAGGUCGCUGGUUUAAUGCCCGACCCGACAUGGUAAAAAAUCUUUGAUGUCCCUUUGGCAAGGCCUUAAUCUAAUUUUCUCCAGAGCUCCGUUGCUUGACGACCCUUUAAAACAACAAUUUCAUGCACCUAUCAUACUUUGGGGUGACCCCGUAAAAAAACACAUUAACCCGCACCUAUCAUAACUAGGUGACCCCGUAAAACACAUUCACUGGACCCAUCAUACUCUAGGGGACCUUUAAAACACCCAUUUAAAUGGCCAUCUACUACUAUGGUGACCCCGUAAAAAAACCUUAAAAUGACCCUUUAUAUACUAGGCUGACCCCGUAAAACAAAAACCUUACCGCACCUUAUACUCUAUGGCUACCCUGAAAAAAAAACACAUUACACGCACCUAUCAUACUAUAUGGCUACCCCGUAAAAACACUUUCACUGCACCCUUUAUACUACUAUGGCUCCCUGUAAAACAAAACAUUACCUGCAACCCAUCCUAUCUAUGGCUGACCCUUUAAAAAAAACACUUUCACUGCACCCCAUCAAAUACUAUGGUGACCCUGUAAAAAAACACAUUACACUACCUAUCAUCUACUAUGGCUGACCCUGUAAAACAACACUUACAUGGACCUAAUACUACUAUAUGACCCCGUAAAAACACAUUUCACUGGCCUUCUACUACUAGGCUGACCCUGUAAAAAAAACAUUACACUGCACUAUCAACUACUCGGGUGACCCGUAA